AUGGAUUCGCAGCAGCAGCAGUUUGAGUCUGUCGUUUCUAUUUCUACUAGAAACGACGCCAUGGCUUGCUCACCACCCUCUGCCUCAACCACUUCCGCUACUGUCGUCUCCACCCCCUCGAUUUCGAAUUCAAUGGCUAUGACCUCGGCUUUGCUUUCAAAUGGACGUCCUCCGUUGCAGGACGCCUCAGCUUUAGAGAUCGCCUAUAGCACCAUCUCUCCCAAGGUUGAACAGCCGCAGUACCCUAUGCACAUUAAACUUAACCUUAUCGACCAGAAUCCGCUGACUUCUAGUCUCUCCACUAAUGGCGACUCGACACCAUGUGAGAGUCCUUAUCCGAUGGCUCCCAUGACCCCUAGUGGGUACUCGUCCAGCGGUGGUGACUUGAGCAAAAAGCAGCGGCACAAUUUGCGGGAGCAGAGGCGUAUUUUGCGCAUCAGUAAUCAGUUUGAUAUUCUUCGUAACAAGCUUGAGACGGCAGGAUACUCUUCUUCCAAAAAAGACAAGUACAGUGUACUUCAAGCUACGCUUGAUUACAUUUCGAACCUCGAGCGCAACCAGAUUGGCGGCAUAGCGAUCCACCCGCAGAUGCAGCACCACCUGCAGCACCCUUCGCCUCACCCGAAUGGUGUUUCGCGUCAAUUCCCAUCUCCGUGCAGCGACUCGAGUGGUCGUUUGUCCAUCUCGGCGCCGUCAUCCGGCCACGCUGACAAUAAAGGCCAAGCUUUCAUGAUCGACAGCAUGCCAUCUCCAAUUCCAGCACUGUCCAUGCCAGGGAUGCAACAUCAGACUUCGUACCCACUGGAUAUGGACAAUAUGUAUGGCGGAGCUACAAAUGGCGCUUCAAACGGGGAUGUUAAUGAGAUUGAGGGUUCAUCGGCUUCCUAUCGCGACGUGUUUGCCAAUAGUAGUAUGCCUAGUCUCUUGGCGAAACUAGACGGCACCAUUGUCGAAGCGAAUGCGCUGUUCCUGGAGCUAUGCUGCAAGAACAUCGACGAGCUUCGGCUACAUAGUCUCUACACAAUGUGCACGGCUAUGGAAGCACCCAAAAUGUAUGCCCUCGUGAGCAAGAUCCUCUCUUGCGAAAUGGCGUCAGCGCAGAGAAAGAUGAUGUGGCAUUUCUCGAGCACUGGCGACAGGAAGGUAUUUGUGUCAGUUGCAAUGGUGCACGAUAGCAUGCACCGCCCUGCCAAUCUGCAUUGCAGCCUUCUGCCGCUGUCAUGA
Peronospora farinosa is the source of this 1224-nucleotide messenger RNA. NCBI's taxonomy places the organism in Eukaryota, Oomycota, Peronosporomycetes, Peronosporales, Peronosporaceae. The record is from the annotation of a GenBank genome assembly.